This is a messenger RNA of Cloeon dipterum, 14695 nucleotides long. It is a transcript of the gene zfh2, whose product is annotated as Zn finger homeodomain 2. The coding region runs from base 520 to 10113 and encodes 3197 amino acids. Gene Ontology annotation, biological process: regulation of transcription by RNA polymerase II. Lineage: Eukaryota; Metazoa; Arthropoda; Insecta; Ephemeroptera; Baetidae. Gene Ontology annotation, molecular function: zinc ion binding; DNA-binding transcription factor activity, RNA polymerase II-specific; RNA polymerase II cis-regulatory region sequence-specific DNA binding. The record is from RefSeq and is a predicted model, not a curated record. Gene Ontology annotation, cellular component: nucleus. The transcript is spliced from 4 exons.
GUACGAUUGAUUAUGCAGAAGGCCCAGCAGUGUGAGUCCGACUGCCCUUACGAGAACAUAGCAACCGCACACGUUCCGCAAUGAUAGCAAGUGCACCGUGUGAGUGACUGCCAGAAGCGAACGGAAGGACACCCCCCGAGCAGCGGACAGCGGAACACUAGUUUCACAAAUAUACUUCCCUUUCCUCCGAGCCGCCCGCCUGCAAACACGAAAAGUUCCUAUUUCAAGUGUCCGAGACGUGUGUGUCGAUCAAUUUGUAUUAUUAUCAAUAUCAGUGCUAGUUCCUAUUGUAUACCGCGCCAACCCUGUCUGGAUUAAACAACAAGCAGAUCGGACUCAGUGCCGCCGACCAUAAAUGAACCCAAGUUUGGAGCUGUGGAGCUGAAAUCGAGAAUGCAGCACCCCGAGCAGAGACAUCGUCCAUUUCCCGCCAACAUGUGAUGGUGGCUGCGCGGUCCGCACGAGAGCACCAACCGCCAGCACCACCACCGCCACCCAGAGCAACACACUUUGGCAGAGAUGCCAACCCCGACCGCGAGCACGAUCGGUGAAACGCCGAUCACGGUGCCCACGACGUCGUCGGCGCCGAGCAUCCUGCAAGAGGGCUCGUCGCCGACGCUGACCACCGACGCCAGCGGCACGACAAACGGACCGUCGUCGUCUUCGGUGAUGACGACGACGACGCCACCUCCGCCCUCGUCGGCGGCGCCGCCGCCGGCAGCGUCCGGAAGCUGGCGGCGACGGACCAAGCGGGCGCCGCAGAGACUGAGCCAGGCGGCGGCGGCGGCCUCCGACGAAGAGGAGGAGGACACCGCCGACGACGACAGACAAUCACCGGCCGUCGCCGCCAACCACCAUAUUCCGCAGCACCCGGACGAGUCGUCGGACGCCGACGUGGAGCGUUUCGACGGCAAGAUCGUGUACAACCCGGACGGGUCGGCCUACAUCAUCGAAGACAGCGAGUUGAGCGACGACGACGCCGUCGACUUGCCCAAAUUGGACGGCUGCAUCGUGGACGCGCACGGCUCGAACGUGUCGCAGCUGCCGGCCUUCCCGCAGAUCGCCAACGCGUUCUACGUGUCGCGCAACCCGACCGGGCUGUACAACGCGCUGUACGGCCAGGCGUACGCCACCCUGAUGCGUGAUAGCAAAAGCAAGAUAGUUCCUGAGGUGCCCGUGAUGCACAGCUACCGCGUGUACACGGUGCGCGACAAGAAGCUGGAGGAGCAGGAGAAGAAGCACAAGACUGACGCCGACACGCAGGGGCAGGAGGAAGAGGAGCCGACGGCCGUGCCGAUCAAACCCAUCCUCAUGUGCUUCAUCUGCAAGCUGUCGUUCGGCUACGCCAAGUCGUUCGUCGCGCACGCGCUCAGCGACCACAGCGUCGCGCUGCUCGACGAGGAGAAGGAGCUGCUGGGCCAGAAGAACGCGUCGGCCAUCAUCCAGUGCGUCGGUAAGGAGAAGGAGCCGCUCGUCUCCUUCCUCGAGCCGGUCGUGCCUCCCGCCGUGACCGCCGCGGCGGCCGCCAAGCGGGCCGCGUCGCCCAGCGUCAGCGUCGCGGCCUCGCUGGUGGCGGCCAACGCCAUGAAGUCGCUCAUGGCCGCCGCCGCCAUCGAGCAGAGCUUGAAAGAUUCGGCCUCGGCGCCGGAAGACCUCACCCGCAAGAGCCCCGCCUCGCUGCCCAACCGCUCGAACUCGGCCUCACCCCUGCAACAGCCCCCCUCCGCCCCCAGCACGCCCCAUCCGCAGCAGCAGCAGCAUCAGCAGCUUCAGGGCAUGCACCAGCAACAGCAGCAGUUCCAGCUGCCGCCGCCGCCGCUACCUCAGUUCCAGAACUCGGCGCCGCCCAACUUCCUCACCGGCACCACCAUCGGCGUGUGUCCGGACCACGUGACGGGCCGACCGAGCGGCGUCGAGUGCAACAAGUGCGAGAUGAUCCUGGCGUCGUCGCGGCUCGGCGGGGCCGGCGGCGGCGCCGGUUCGCAAGGAGGCGGCGGCCUGCUCGCUGGCAUGCACUCGCGCAAUUCGUGCAAGACGCUCAAGUGUCCCAAGUGCAACUGGCACUACAAGUACCAAGAGACGCUGGAGAUUCACAUGAAGGAGAAACAUCCAGAGAACGAGACGAGCUGUUUGUACUGCAUCGCCAGCCAGCCGCACCCGCGGCUGGCGCGCGGCGAGACCUACACCUGCGGCUACAAGCCGUACCGCUGCGAGGUGUGCAACUACAGCACCACCACCAAGGGCAACCUCAGCAUCCACAUGCAGUCGGACAAGCACCUCAACAACAUGCAGGAGCUGCAGAACGGCGGCGUGCCGCCCUCCUCCGGCCCCGGCAACGACUCGUCGCAGCAGGUGAUGCCGCAGCCCAAGAUGUCGUCGGCGCUGAGUCCGCCGGCGCCGCCCAGCGUGCCCAGCUCGCCGUCGGCGCCCGUCGCCAGCAAGCCCAAGCCCACUUUCCGCUGCGACGUGUGCAACUACGAGACCAACGUGGCGCGCAACCUGCGCAUCCACAUGACCAGCGAAAAGCACACGCACAACAUGAUGGUGCUCCAGCAAAACGUCAAACACAUGCAGCAGCUGAGCGCUCUGCAGAACCAGAUGGCGGCGUCGGGCGUCGACCCCGCCACGGCCGCCGCCCUGCUGCAGUUCCACCCGGCGCUGCAGGCCGGCGCCGCCGCCGAGAAGCCGAUGCACACCGAGGCCGCCCUGGCCGACAUGGCGUACAACCAAGCCCUUCUGAUCCAAAUGAUGACCGGCGGACAGCUGCCGCCGCACGUGCCGCCCGAGUUGGCGCCGCACGUCGACAUGGGCCUCAACCCGGACACGAUGGAACCUCCUCCGGAGGCGCCGGAGCAGAACCCCAACUACCUGUUCCAGUGCUGCGUGUGCACGGUGUUCACGACGGACUCGCUGGAGGCGCUGUCGCACCACCUCGCGCAAGACCGCACCAAGCUGCGCGAGCAGGAGAUCCUGGCGCUGGUCGGCGGCAACUACGUCUGCAAGCUGUGCACGUACAAGACCAACCUGAAGGCCAACUUCCAGCUGCACUGCAAGACGGACAAGCACCUUCAGCGUCUGCAGCACGUCAACCACAUCAAGGAGGGCGGCGUUCGCAACGAGUGGAAGCUCAAGUACGUCAGCGUUUCCAACCCGGUGCAGGUGAGGUGCCACGCGUGCGACUACUACACCAACUCUGCGCACAAACUGCAGCUGCACGCAGCGCACCAGCGCCACGAGAUCUCGCGCAUGGUCUUCCGCCACCUGUCUCAGUGCGAGACCAGCUUCAGGGAAAACGAGCCGCGCAUCUACAACUGCGCACUCUGCAUCUUCUCGUGCCGCACCAAGUUGCCCAUGCUGCAGCACGUCAGGUCCAUCAAGCACCUCCAGAUGGAGCAACUGCACCAAAUGCAGCGCCGCACAGAAGGAAAGGAGCCGCACACGGAAAUCGGCGACGUCUUCCAGGUCAUCGGACAGUCCCAGCUGGACGCUUCCAUUCAGCAGCAGCUGGCCGCCGAAAAUGCUGCGGACACACCAGACCGCAAGCCUAAGGGUGAAAACGACCCGGCCAGCAUUCUCAAGUUCAGCCUGGAGCAGACGGAGGCGGAAGAGACGUCGCCCGAGCGCGGCCACAACUGUCCCUUCUGCACUUUCAGCAGCACGAGCGAGAUGCGCAUCCAGGCGCACGUGUUGGCGCAGCAUCCGCAGCAGGCGGCCGCGCAGCAGUCCACGCCGUCGUCGUCGUCCGACAAGGAGUCGACCCCAACCAAAGAGUUCCUCUGCCCGCUGUGCCAGGACGUGUUCAAGGACCGUCCGCUGCUGGAGAAGCACGUGAUGCAGAUCCACAGCGUCAACGCCGAAGGCCUGCAGCGACUGCUGCUGCUGGUGGACCAGUCGCACUGGCUCAACGCCACGCCCGAGUCCACGUCGUCGACCGACCCGAAACCCAUGGAGGUGUCCAAAGACGAGGACGAAGACGAAGAGCCCAUGGAGACGGACGAGUUCAAGUGCCAAACGUGCAGCAAGGCGUGCGCCAACCUCGACGAGCUUUGCCAGCAUCUGUGCGAGACCGGCCACCUGGAGAUGAGGCAAACACCGAACGGCGCCGCCUACCCGUGCGUCAAGCCCCAGUGCGGCCAGAUGUUCGCCUCGGCGGCCGCCAUGCAGAGCCACUUCAGGGACGCGCACCUCAAGAUGGGCUUGGCGCCGGGCAUCGCUUCGGUGUCCGAGAAGCACGUCUACAAGUACAGGUGCAACCAGUGCUCGCUGGCGUACAAGACCAUGGACAAAUUGCAGCAACACUCGCAGUACCACCUCAUCAGGGACGCCACCAAGUGCAUGCUGUGCUCGCGCAGCUUCAGAUCCGUUCUGGCGCUCAUCAAGCACGUCGAGACGCACACCGAACUGCCCGAGGAGGAACUGACGCAGACCAAGCAGAAAAUGAUGAACAACCCCUUGCUGAUGGCCAGCCUCGCGGGCGGCGCGGGCGGCCUCGAAGAACUGAUCAAGCUGCAGGAGGGCGUCGACGAGGAGGUGGACAGUGGUCAGGAGGAGGACGCCGAGGAGUUCUUCGACGACUACCUCAACUCGCAGGCUUUCGCCGAGGACAACUACAACGAUCCGACCCGCAAGUACAAGUGUCACAGGUGCAAGGUGGCUUUCACCAAGCAGUCCUACCUGACCGGCCACAAUAAGACCCUGCUGCACCGCAAAGGCGAGAAGCUGAGUUACCCGAUGGAGAAGUACCUCGACCCCAACCGGCCGUACAAGUGCGACGUUUGCAAAGAGAGUUUCACGCAGAAGAACAUCCUGCUGGUGCACUACAAUUCGGUCAGUCACCUGCACAAGCUCAAGCGGGCGAUGCAGGACCACAACGCGCAGACGCACAACAACAACAACAAUAACGGUCUGCCGAGCGGUGCCGGCAAGGACGAGGAUGACAAGAAACCGUACAAAUGCAACAUCUGCAAGGUCUCCUACAGCCAGGGCUCCACCCUGGACAUCCACAUGCGCUCGGUGCUGCACCAGACGCGCGCCUCCAAGCUGCAGGAACUGGCUUUGACCGGCCAAAUUGAUCUCAGCCGUCCUCUGAUCGAGCAACCUGACUCCCUGAGCAACCUUAAAGAGUAUCCUGACUACAAAAAGCUGUCGGCGGAGUCGCCCAAGCCAGACUCGCCCAUCACGAGAGCAUCUCCGAACUCGGUGGAGCAGUCGCCGAACUCGUCGUCCAACCAACUGAUGUCUCCCUUGAACGAGACCACGUCCUCCGCAAACACCAGCAUGCACGCGUGUCCCAAGUGCUCGGCGCACUUUAUGUCGUCCGAGCAGCUGCAGCAGCACCAACAGCUGUAUUGCGUGUUCAGCGUGGCCAGCCAAAUGUUCAACGACGGCUCGCCGAUCGGCAACAAGACCCCCAGCCCGGUGCCUCACCCGCUGAAUUCCUCCACGCCGCAGCAACUGCUGGAAGAAGGCCAACUGACCAAGAUGAUCGCGGCGGCCAGGCGGCCGUCGCAGAUGUACAAGACCCUGCUCGAGAGCUACGGAUUCGACCUGGUCAUGCAAUUCAACGAGAACACGCAGCGCAGACGCAGAGAACUGAUCAAGGAGGAGGAGGAAAAGGCCAAAGAAGCGGCUGCCGCUCAAGAGGAGGCGGAAAAGGAGAAGGCGAUGACGCCACCGGCUCCAGAGGUUGUCGUCCCUCAGGAAGAGAUCAGCCUUCCGGAGGUGGGCAAGUCGACGUGCCAGCACUGCAAAAAAGAGUUCAGCAGUGUUUGGGUGCUGAAAGCGCACUGCGAAGAAGUGCACAAAGACCUGGUGCCGCACGAGUUCCUCGAGAAGUACGCUCAGCAGUUCAAAAACGAGUACGAGAAGAAGAGCACCGACCGAGCCAGUCCCGACGCCGCCACUCCCGAAAAAGACGAGGAAACCGCUCAGCCGAAAAGCAUCGAAGUGACGCCGACCAACGCAAGCACUCCGACCGCGAGCAGCACUCCUGUCUCGAGCACGGACAGCAUUCCGAACAUGCAGGCCAACAUGAUGCAGCAAAUGAACGAAAUGCAGGCGGCGCUGAAUGCCAUGGCCGCGUCUCAACUGCAGCAGCUGCAAUUCAAUCCCAUGAUGAUGAGCAUGGCCUCCUUGGGAAUGGGUCUGCCUCUGGGCAUCAACAUGAAUGCCCUGGCCGCCAUGAACCUGCAACCACCCCUCGUGCCCAUGAUGAUGCCACCUCCGUUCGACCCUCUCAGCCCUCUCUUUGACCCGCAGAUGCUGGCCAAGCAGCAACAGAUGCUCAACCAGCAGCAGUCUCAGCCCAGUCCGUCCCAGAUGGCGGCAAACUCGCAGAACUCUGCUCCGCCUCAGCAGCAGCAGAAGAGAGCCAGAACCAGAAUCACCGACGAGCAGCUGAAGAUCCUGCGCGCCCACUUCGACAUCAACAACUCUCCGUCGGAGGAGGCGAUCAGCGAGAUGGCCAACCAGAGCGGCCUCCCGCCGAAGGUCAUCAAACACUGGUUCAGAAACACCUUGUUCAAGGAGCGCCAAAGAAAUAAAGACUCUCCGUACAACUUCAACAACCCUCCCUCGACCACCCUGAACCUGGAGGAGUACGAGAAGACAGGAGAGGCCAAGGUGGUGCCCCUUUCGAGCGAGGAGCAGAAGAGCAUCCAGCAGCAAGCGCUCCUGGCCUCGUCAAAGAGCAAAAAGCAGCAACCGCAGCCGCAGUCGCAGCCACAGCCACAGUCUCAACAAAUCCAAAUUCCACCACCACCGCCUCCGCCUCCUCCACUGCUGACUGAAGUCAAGUUGGAGCCGAAAGAGGAGAAGAAGGAGGAGCCUUCCAUCAAGGUGGUCGAGCCUUCGAUCGAGAGCGAUCACCAGCAUCCGACCCCGCAGAGCCUGGCGAACUUGAUCAAUGCGCAACUGGAGAUGCCCCAGCCGCCGGUGACCUCUUCGCCGUCCUCCAGCUCGAGCAGCUGCAGCAUCACGCCGAGCAACAUGCUGCCUCCUCCGAAAAUGAGUUUCAUGGGCCAGCCGCUCAUUCCACCCAGCGUGAGCCCGAGUGGACGCUCGCCGAGCCAGCCCUCCGCCAUGGACUGCUUCAACCCUCAGCUCAACCAGAACUCGAACGGCAGCACCUCGUCCGGGGGCUCAUCGUCCGGUAAGCGUGCGAAUCGCACACGUUUUACAGAUUACCAGAUCAAGGUGCUGCAAGAGUUUUUCGAGAACAACGCCUACCCCAAGGACGACGACCUGGAGUACCUGUCCAAACUUCUCAGCCUGAGCCCGCGCGUGAUCGUGGUCUGGUUUCAGAACGCGCGCCAAAAAGCUCGCAAGGUCUACGAAAAUCAGCCACCCGUCGAAGCGCCAACCGACGACGGCACCGGCCGCUUUCAGCGCACGCCAGGACUCAACUACCAGUGCAAAAAGUGUCUUCUGGUCUUCCAGAGGUACUACGAGUUGAUCCGCCACCAAAAGACGCACUGCUUCAAGGAGGAGGACGCCAAACGCUCGGCUCAGGCGCAAGCGGCCGCGGCACAAAUCGCCGCCGUCAUGUCCUCCGAAGACUCCAACUCUUCGGCCGAGCCGUCGCAGGCGUCGAACGCGGCGCCGCUUCCACCGAACCCCUCCAUGUUCGCCACCUCGCCAGUGCCACAGUCCCCGGUGCCGUCGGUAGAGUCGCCGUCGCGCAGCACCACCAAGUCACCCUCGGGCAGCGCGGCUCCGGACAGCUAUCAGUGCGACAAGUGCAACCUGGUGUUUCCCCGCUUCGAUCUUUGGCGCGAACACCAACUGGUGCACCUGAUGAACCCUAACCUGUUUCCCUCCUACCCGCCAGACUCGCCGUUCGGCAUCCUGCAGCAGCACGCGCUGCACCAACAGCAGCAGCAGAAUCAGGCCGCCUCGUCCACGGAAGGCUCCGAGCCGGGCACGCCGACUCCCCUACAACAAAAACGGAAGAUGGAGGAGCUGGACGAGGAGCGGGAGGACCAUCCGAAGGACAAACGCCUCCGCACCACUAUCCUGCCCGAGCAGCUCGACUACCUGUAUCAAAAGUACCAGGUCGAGAGCAAUCCGAGCAGGAAAAUGCUGGAAAACAUUGCGCGAGAGGUAGGCCUUAAAAAGAGAGUAGUGCAAGUUUGGUUUCAAAACACGCGUGCCAGGGAGCGCAAGGGUCAGUUCAGGGCGCAUGCACAGGUCAUCAACAAGCGGUGCCCGUUCUGUCCAGCGCUGUUCAAGGUAAAAUCGGCGCUCGAGUCGCACCUGGUGACCAAACACGCCGAUCAGUGCACCCGCGGCGAGAUCAACAUCGACGCGCUGCCCGACGAGGACAUCAGCAUGUCCGAGGAAGGCGACUCGAAGCCCCCCACCACCCCGCCGAUCAUGCCACCCAUCUUUCCGCCCUUCUGUAACUCUGGCUCGGGUGAAAUGGAGAACUCGCUGAAAAAGUACUACGAGGAAAGCAUGAAACGCUACAUGAGCGAGCUGCAGGCUCACACGAACGCGAGCAAGGAGCAGCAGCAGCAGCAGCAACAACAACCGCAGGAGGUCAAGGUGAAACAGGAGGGUGGCGCUCCGACCGGCACCGGUGAGUCUCCACUCGACCUGAGCAAGCCGGUGGACCUGUCCGGCGGACGACCGCCGCAGAUGCGAAUGGACUUCGACCCCGAGGCCAUGGGCGAGGACAACCAACAGCAGCAGCAGCAGCAACGCAACUAUUUAGGUGAGGAUUGUGAAAGCUCUGAAAAUGAGUUCAAUUUUGCCGAUGUCAAUGACGAAUUUCUGAGCCAACCGACCUCGCCGGCAUCGAGCACUCAGUCAUUUGGCGUCUUUCCCUCUUCUGGUGGUGGUGGUGGCGGUGGUGGUACUGGUGGUGGCACAGGUGGUGGUGGCGGACCGAAUAAACGCUUCCGCACGCAAAUGUCCAGUUUGCAAGUCAAAGUCAUGAAAUCGCUCUUUUCCGAUUACAAAACGCCCACCAUGGCCGAGUGCGAGAUGCUGGGCCGCGAGAUCGGUUUGCAGAAGCGGGUCGUGCAGGUGUGGUUCCAAAACGCGCGCGCCAAAGAGAAGAAGCACAAAUUGUCGCUGCAGAACGCGGGUCUGGCCGUGGACCGGCCGCCGCCCGACGAGUGCCACGUGUGCGGCGGCUUUCAGUACUCGCACAAGUACUCGGUGCAGGACCACAUCUUCACCAGGGGCCACAUUGAUAACCUCAAAUUGUGUCUGUCGGCCGAGGCCAACAACUCAUCAUCUUCUGCUUUUGCCCUUCCUACAGCUCCCUCGCCUCAGCAACAGCAGCAGCAACAACAAGAUAAGCAGUCGGCGCCGUCGCUGCAGAUGCUGCAGAUGGCCGGUCUGGCCGGCCUCUCGCCGCCGGCGCUCACGGCCGCCAUCUCGGCCUUCGCCGCGGCCAACAACAACAAGGAGACCAAAGACAAGUCUCCGGAGGAGCUCGCCCUGCUGCAGCAGCUCUACGGCAUGGCCGCCGCAGCGCAGGCUUCCGGACAGAACAACCUCUUCCUCCACCCCGGUGUCUUCCCCAAUAAUGCAGUGGGCACGCAGCCGUUAGCACCGACGCCGCAGGAGCCACAGUCGAGCGGGGUUCCCCAGGGCACCAGCCUGAGCAAGUUCAAACUGCCAGCGAAAACGGUGGGCGAGAUCGGGCAAGCGUGCGCCACUGCCGGACACACGAUCGUGCGCUUCAGCGCAGACACGGAAGGCUUGUCGGGGGCGGCGAUGCCUCCGCACUGCCGGCACCUGGAGAAGGAGGCGGCGUUCAUCUGCAAGAAGUGCCAACUGGCGUUCCCGACGGAGGCGGCCGUCAACGGCCACCAGCGGGCCGCGUGCUUCGCCGGGCCGGCCGCGUUCGAGCAGCGCGGCCACGUGCGUCUGGUGCAGCUGGGCUUGGAGUGCCGCGCCUGCCACGAGACGGUGGCGACGGCGGCGCAGUUGUUGCAGCACUGCGCCUCGCAGCAGCACGAGGCCAACACCGCGCAGCCCGAGCUGACGCACGAGAUGGAAGACGUGGUGAACCAGAUCACGGCGCUGGCGGCGCAGGCCUCGUCGGCCGCCAGCCCGAAACCGGCCCCGGCCCCCAUGGAGGCCGGGCCCGUCUCCGGCUAGGACGAUGAUGAAUCAACAACCAACCAACUUGGACGACGACGUGCUUUAUUCAAAAAGUUCCUCAACGCAAGCGUUUUAAUAGCAAGUAAUGUAACACACUCUCACUCACCGAAAAUGGGCAAGAUGCCGCCCGGCGGCCACCGGCGGACAGACGCGGCCGCCCAGGCCGCUCGGCGCCGCCUUGCAUACCGAAUCGAUUGACUCUUUCCGUUGUUUUUGUGUAAAUACUUUGAACUUUGACGGAGCCAUACAUAGUUAUAAAAAAAAUAAUCACUCGUAAAAUUAUACUGUGGCAAAAUGUGACGCGCGUACACACACGUACACUCACUCUCCUCAAAUAAAAUGAGGAAGACUCGUAUAUUGAUUGUAAACUAUCUGAUUUUUGAUUGAAUUGCGAAUAUACACACUCACUAUAUAGAAAAAGGAUCAAGGAACUUGGCUGUUCACUCUCACCUCGCUGCGAAAGUAAUAAAAGAAAAUCACAAAACGGUCCUUAAAUAAUACUGAACAUUAAUUUGAGAAUAUUCUAGCGUUUUAGCCUAACUCACACGGCGCGCGAAAAUCAAUUCGAAGUAAUAAUCUCGACACACACAUAUAUACACACACACACACACACACGAUGAACACUUACACUCACACACUACAUUACUUAAAAAUAUGAGAAGUCUACUACUAUCUUAAGCUAACUCACUACUACUUAUAGAGAUUCUAUGUGUUUCUGUGCUUUUUCAGAUGUUGAACACACACACAAACACACACUCGAUUAUUAACGUGAAAGAUAUCGUUCAAUGUUAACUAAUUUUUGCGCCGAGCACGGAAGCGUUUCUUGGCGUCGAAAUAAGAAAGAGAAGAAAGAAAAAAAUUGAGAGCUAUUUACAUACUUAGAAGAAUCACUCACACACUCACAGACACCGACGAAAGCAAAUGUUGAUAUUUUUAUGGCGAGAAGGUUUUUCGUUCCUAAACGCAACGGCAAGAAGAAUUCGAGUAAAAACGAAAUUCGCGGACCUUCUUCGUUUUUUGAUAAAUGUCUGAUCUUUUUUAUGUGAAUGCUCGCAACCCUCGCACCGCCGCACUCGUCUCGCAGUGGGCGGAAAAUUGAAAAAUGUUGACGUGAAUGAACGAAAAUUAAUAAUCUUAAAAUUUAAUUAAUUCUAGUAAGAAAGAAAUCGGAAAUACACUCACACACACACACUCACAUACACACACACUUACGCAAACACAAACACACUCUCGUAUAAUUCCUAGCGCUUAAGUGUAAAUUUAAGGCAGAAUGGGUGUUUAACUCGGUCACACACAAAGGUCUGGCACGAAAAUGAAACCGGCGGUGUCCUAAUAAUCGCCGCGGGGCCCACCGAGGGGCCCGCGGGGCCCCGGGACCGUAGCUGGGGCGGCCCGGGCGCCCAGAUCGUCUUUACGCUCCAACAUCAAACUCACAAUCGAGGGGGCGGCCGUGCCCGGGAGGCCCCCGCGGGGGCCUCGAGGGGCUCGGCCUCUCCCGCCCAGCAAACCUAAGGUUCCUAUAAUAGAUCAUAUAACUUUAAGUAAGGUUCCUCGUAAUAAAUAUUUGAAAGAGAGAGAGAAAGAAAGAGAAACAAACGGUGACGACACACACGUACAGCUUUUUUCUAUAUAAUAUUAAACUCACACGACACACGACAAACACACACGAGAUGGCAAAAAGAAAGAAACAAAGUAAUUGUACUAUUAUCAUUAGUUAAGUGUGCUGUUGGUGUAAAAUUCGAGGAAUUGAAAGCCGAAAAAAACGCGUUAUUUCUCUGCUCUCGUUUCUCCCUGAGAUGUUCUGCACAUUACGAUUCUGUCUCUUUUUUAAAAACUAACUAACAAACUAAGUUGUAUGCGGUGCAAAAUUCCUUCAACUGUAUAUUCGAUUAUUGCUCGUUCCUGGAUGGAUUCAAGUGCCCCACUCACUAUUCUCUUUCGAUUGAGAAGCUGCUGCAAAAUUCCUACACACAAAACUACUAAACUAUCAAAACUGCUGCAAGCAUAUGAUCAAUGUCUGCGUGUUGAUUGAAAUGGUUCCUAACGAAACAACAAUAAGCGCGAAAUAGUUAUUUUUUCAUUCGAGAAGCGACUCAAACUCACACACUCACACUAUAACACACUGCCUAAAACUGUAAUAAUCGCAUUCACACGAAAACAAACAAACACACAAGAAGACAAGAGUAUUAAAAUUCUACCUCUCUACGACGCAGAUGCAAAAAUAAAUGAAAUUGAUCCGCAGCUCUGUUCCUAUAUACGAUGGAUGCUACUCGAAAUUUUUUUCGAUUGACAAGCAACUCAACUACUGGAUUUUGCAGUUGUAUGUUACACACACACACACUGAAAAAUAAUAACUCUCGGUUCCAUUUUCUUGUGAUAAUACGAAUUGUUGGCUCUCCACCUCCUCCUGCUGCAUGCGCGCUGGCAACGAACUGAGAUUCUCGCAUAUCCAACAAAAAAUAAAAACACUCUCACUCACUAACCCGCGCAGAGUCUCUCUCGCUCGCUUAUGUGCUUUUUCACACACGCACUAUAUAUGGUGUAGGAAACUCUCUCUGCUCUCUGUCUCUCUCUAUCGCUCUGUCCGAAAUUAACCCCAAUAACCCACCAACCCCGCUGCUACUAACUCUAUUUCUCGCCCAGGAACUCACUCUCUCGACGAGGAACCAGACGAUUGGACACCGCCCGAUAAAAAUUCCGAUUUUCUUUGUUUCGUUUACAGUAGCAGCGAAGUGUUUUGUUUUUGAACUGCGAACCAUGCCAAGAGUGAAAUAAUAUACAUACCCUUUCCCGCCACGCCCACCGUUCAAGUCUCUGAAAGAUUCAGAGUUCGCGUUGAUUGUGAUGUAAAUAAACACAGAGUUUAAGAGAUAGAGAGAGACAGAGAGGGAGAACAAAUUUGCCGCGUGUGCAGCCUCUCCGGUUUUGUUGUGUAACCAGGGUCCGGAAAAACCAAACUGUUUUUUGCGGGUUUUUCUGCAAUUUUGUGCAUUUUUCAGAAACACAUGCAUUCCUAUGGAAAAUAAAAAAUUCUCAUCAUGGAUUGGUGGAACCGGUGGCUCUAAUACAAAUUUUGGUGAUUUUGAAAAAUCCCUAUUUAUUGGUUCUCCGACGGAUCGCCAAAAAUAGGGAUUUUUCAAAAUCAGUAUUAGAGCCACUGGUUCCACCAAGAGACUAAAAAUUUUAACUCUCUGCAUAAUUUUCUGAAAUUUGAGCCUCUUUUCGAGCGAAAAUUGACUAUUUUCGGGUUAAAUUCGGAAAAAUGCGGAAAAACCCAGCCGGUUUUUUGCGCAAAAAACCGGCUGGGUUUUUCCGCAUUGCAAAAUUGGUGAACCCUGGUUGUAACGGACAAAUUACUCGCAAUCUUAAAUUAUGUGCAUGUAAAUUGAAUAUAAUAUAUAUAAAAUAGACUGAAAGCUGAAGAAUUUAAGAAUCCUCUUUUGCUGAAAGUAAUGUUUAGGAACAAAAUCUCUCCUCUUUUUUAAACCACACACUGUGUACAAUACUUUAAAUGUCGAAUUAGUUGUUAAUUAAAUUAUUUUGAAUCAUCUCCGUUUCUCCUUCCAUAACGAUAGACGCGGAUUAUUCCAAAGUGGCGGUCUCACACGCAGCAUCGUGUUUACGUUUUAAUUUAUUAACGUGCGUACUCACAAACGUAGAACAGUGAUUUUCCGUUCGAACAUUAGUGAUGCGGUUGCAAUUCUCUCUGUAAGGACAAGAAUGUUCAUAAACGUAAAUGGCGUUUUCUGUGUGGGUUUGUGAAUUUGAAAAAUAAAAAUAAAAACGCAAAGUUGUUCUAUCUCUUGAGGGGGGGAUCGACACUACUUCUGAGAUGGAGGAGAUAAUUUUUUAUUAUUAGUCUGUCAUUCAAAAAGGCAGCUCAGUGAUAGUGCUGAAAUCAAGACGCAAAAAAAUGAUCACACGAAUAAAGCAGUGUGCGCGCGUCGCGUCGCGCCGCCCCAAAUAUCGCGGGGCCGACGCCGCCCGCGCGCAUACUGUGUUAUUUUUAAGGAGUUUAAUGGUAUAUAAAAAUGAAAACGCAAAAAAUGUCUACCUCAGCACUCAAAAAAGUUCCUAAUUCAUUGAAUAAUCGAUAAAUAAGAAAUAUAUUAAUAGAAAUAAUAAUUUUUAAAUGCGAUGAGAUGAGUAUUAGUGACGAAAACCAAUGCGAUGAUCGACUACAAAUCCGUUAUUUUCUGCUCAUUUUCUCGAUUCAGCAUUUUUGGGUUCACCGAAUUUUGGAUUUGAAUAUUCUGUGACUGUAUUAGUUGUACGACUAUACAAUGAUAGGUUAUCUCGCAAUAUAUUUGUUGAAGUACAUUGUGCUGCCUUUACAUAUUAUUGCCAUUCGUGGACACAGAUUGCUUGUUUUUUAGUUGUGAUUGAUUGUUUGUGACUAUAACAUACAAAAAAAAUAAAGAAAACCACGCGCAUACACACAAGUAAACGUUAUACAACUCUAUUAUGAUUGUCAAAGAAACAGACAAAGAGCUGCGAGUUUUUCUUCUCAUUUACAUCCGCAAUUGUUUUUCGAGCUAUUUGUUCGUAUGUACAUUUUAAAUAUAAUUAUAUAUGAUUG